AUGGUGGUAAGUGAAGAGGACGCCAAAAGGGGCGUAGUAGCCGGUGCUGGUGCUGGCUUUGGUGCUGGUGCUGGUGCUUCUCGUUCUGCGACCAGUAGGGGAGCAAGCAAUGUCGGUUCUGCCACUGUCCAGCCUGCUGCUCCUCAAAACUCAUCACAAAAGAAGCUGCAGGGAGGUCAGACACAAAUGGAACAGAUGCGGAGCGGGAGCGGACCGAAGAAAAGCGGCCUAGAUCAAGGCCAGCAGGCGGUCGUGGUUCUUGGUUCUGCUGCUGCCAGUACUACUGGCAGCGAGCAGCCAGUUCCAACUCACCAACAGGGGUCGGUUGGGUCGUCUGGAUCACUUUCUUCGUUAUCGUCUGGUGCCCCUGCCCCUGGAUUUGGUGGACCUGGCCUUGGGCCUGGAUGGUCUAGCCGUAGGGGUUCAGCAACACCCUCGGUAACAGCAACAGCAACAGCCGUGGGAAUAGCAGCAACCACCAGUACCAGUCCCGAUCCCCGCUCAGGCAGCAGCUCCUUUAGCAUGGGCAAUAGUCGAAGCAGUAGCAAGCUGUCUCUUGCUGGUAAUGGCGCUGGUAAUGGUGGUGGCACUAACGAUGCCACCAUCCGCGCAGCAGCAUCGGCUACUAAGACCAAACUAGCCAAGAGGGUGGACGACCAACACGCUCAUAUGCUCAUGCGCAUCGUCAGCAAGUUCAGCAGGAGCUAG
Sordaria macrospora k-hell is the source of this 708-nucleotide messenger RNA. RefSeq lists its product as uncharacterized. The record is from RefSeq and is a predicted model, not a curated record. Lineage: Eukaryota; Fungi; Ascomycota; Sordariomycetes; Sordariales; Sordariaceae.